CGUCUGGACGCAGCGGCGGAGCUGCCUGCUCUGCUGCGGAAACUGCGCCGCCGCGCCGCGCCGCGCCGCGCAUGCGCACUGCCGCCGCCGCCGCCUGCUUGGCGAGCAGCCACCCGUCGCGGGCUAGGGUGUCGGGCCUACUGUGUGCAGCUGUCGGUGUAGCUAAGCUGACCCGCCCCACUCAACCUGCUUGAUACUGAGAACACCCAGGCAGGAAGGAGCAGCCGUUAGCUCAAAAUGUUUGAACCUGAAUUUGGAAUAGAGCCCCUGAGUCGAUCCUAAUUGAACACUAGGAGACAGUACUUUAAGCUCCCUGGACACUGGGUGCCCUGUCAGAAUGAGAGAGCGAAAACUCAACAAUCAUGUGCACCCCACAGACUCUGGGCCGAAGAAAACGUACGCUCAUGUGUGCAGCCGGAGAGUGGUAACAGCCAACGCAAGUCACGUCGAACUACAGAUCCCACAAUACAACGGGGGAAGGACGUGCCUUUCCAGGGCCUGAAACCCGACUCCUGAAGGGGUGGACACUACUACAAGGGACGCUGGGAUUUGUAGUCGAAUGUUCCACGUUGAGCCGGAACUUACACCCACCCACCCCCAACCCGGUGCCACUUCUUACAGUCCAAACAUCCGAUUCCACGUCAAUAGAAGGCACUUGGGUUGCACAUUUUAGAACUUUUUCACCUACAGGCAUAUGUUAGCAAAACUUAAAGGCUUCCUAGCCUCUGACAGGCAUUUAGACAACAUUUAUUGAGUUUCUGUAAGUGUUAGAACCUAAGAGCCAGGACGCUACAUUCACCCGACUUCACAGAAUUUAAAUUUUAUUGUGCUACUUUAUUCUGGAGCUCAGAAAUGAAGUACGUCUUCGGCAAAGACCUGGAGGCAGAAGACUGAUCUUUGAAAAUAUGUAUUUGGGAGAUAAUCACGUUCUGUUGAAUACCUUGUGCUGGUGCUGCCAUCGAAAAAUCUGGUUACAGUCUGGGGAGGCCUGCUACCAUUGCAGGACUGAACCGCCUCGGCCCUGAGAUGAGUGUCCCGACAGAGCAGGCGCACCAUGAAUAGAUACACAACGAUCAAGCAGCUUGGGGAUGGGACCUACGGUUCUGUCCUGCUGGGGAGAAGCAUUGAGUCUGGAGAACUGAUUGCCAUCAAAAAAAUGAAAAGAAAGUUUUACUCCUGGGAAGAAUGCAUGAACCUUCGGGAGGUUAAGUCUUUAAAGAAGCUCAAUCAUGCCAAUAUAGUAAAAUUAAAAGAGGUUAUCAGGGAAAAUGACCAUCUCUACUUUAUCUUCGAGUACAUGAGGGAAAACCUUUACCAGCUCAUUAAAGAAAGAAAUAAGUUGUUUCCAGAGUCUGCUAUAAGGAAUAUAAUGUAUCAGAUAUUGCAAGGACUGGCAUUCAUCCACAAGCAUGGUUUCUUCCACCGGGACUUAAAGCCCGAGAACCUCCUCUGCAUGGGACCAGACCUUGUGAAAAUCGCGGACUUCGGAUUGGCUCGAGAAAUCCGGUCAAGACCUCCAUAUACAGACUAUGUGUCUACUAGAUGGUAUAGGGCUCCAGAAGUACUGCUGAGAUCUACCAACUACAGCUCCCCCAUUGACGUCUGGGCGGUGGGCUGCAUCAUGGCCGAGGUGUACACCCUCCGGCCUCUUUUCCCUGGGGCCAGUGAAAUUGACACAAUUUUCAAAAUCUGCCAAGUGUUGGGAACACCGAAGAAGACUGACUGGCCUGAAGGCUACCAGCUGUCAAGUGCUAUGAAUUUCCUCUGGCCCCAGUGCAUACCCAAUAACUUAAAGACUCUAAUCCCAAAUGCUAGCAGUGAAGCAAUUCAGCUCCUGAGAGACUUGCUUCAGUGGGAUCCCAAGAAACGACCAACCGCUAGUCAGGCACUUCGAUAUCCUUACUUCCAGAUCGGACACCCACUGGGCGUCAUCGCCAAGGACUCAGGAAAACCACAGAAAGACGCCCAAGACAAGACAGGCCCACCUCCUUACAUCAAGCCAGCCCCUUCUGCCCAGGCCCCAACCAAGACACAUACACUGAUUUCUACACGACCAAACCAAGCCAAUCAACCCCCUCAGCAUUUCGUGCACCCCUACAAAGGCGAUGCCUCUAGGACAGAGCAGCUGAGCCAUGUUCAGGAGGGCAAGCCGAGCCCACCAUUUUUCCCAUCCCUCCACAAUAAGAAUCUUCAGCCAAAAAUCCUAGCUGGCCUGGAACAGAAAAAUGGUGAAAUCAAGCCAAAGAGCCGGAGAAGAUGGGGUCUUAUUUCCAGGUCAACAAAGGGUUCUGAUGACUGGGCCGACUUGGAUGACUUAGAUUUCAGCCCCUCUCUCAGUAGGAUAGAUGUAAAAAACAAGAAGAGACAGAGUGACGACACCCUCUGCAGGUUUGAAAGUGUUUUGGACCUGAAGCCAUCUGAGCCGGUGGGUACAGGAACCAGUGUCUCCACCCAGGCUUCCUCCCAGCGGAGAGACACGCCGACCCUGCAGUCCACAGCCAAGCAGCACUACUUGAAGCACUCUCGCUACUUGCCUGGAAUAAAUAUAAGGAAUGGCGUGCUCCCAAAUCCAGGCAAAGACUUUCUUCCAUCAAAUCCAUGGUCCAGUUCUGGUGUGUCUGGAAAAUCUUCAGGAACAGUAUCAGUAGUGAGCAAAAUAACUUCAGUUGGUUCAGGCUCUACAAGCUCUAGUGGACUGACUGGAAGCUACAUCCCUUCCUUUCUCAAAAAGGAAAUCGGUUCUGUUAUGCAGAGGGUACAGCUGGCGCCGCUCGCAGCUCCUUCCCCCGGCUACUCUUCCCUCAAGGCCAUGAGACCUCACCCGGGGAGGCCCUUCUUUCACACCCAGCCCAGGAGCACACCAGGCUUGAUUCCACGACCUCCAGCUGCACAGCCUGUGCAUGGCAGGAUAGACUGGUCUUCCAAGUACCCAUCUCGGCGGUGACUGUCCCGCCACGGGACAUGCUCCUCAGUGGACUCCAUUGUACCUGCACAACCACAAGGCGGUGGAAAACCACCCACACUUACAGCUGUUCUGAACUAACGCAUUUCAAUAUUUCUUUUAAAUGUUUUUUUAAACAUUGAUUUGAAUGCAAUAUCCUCUUUUUGUAUAAAAUUAUUUUAUUCUAAAACCGGGUCUCAUUAUUUUCUUAAACAACAGCAUUUUGUAUAUAUGGAUUAUAAUUUAACAUUUUAUACAGUCAACUUUGUAAUGAACUUUUUAAAGAUUAAGUGAAUUUUUUUUUGUUCAUUGUUCCAUGUAAUAUUUUAUACAGAUUUUGAAAUAUGUAAUAAUAUCGAUUCAGUAUUGUGACAGGGUGCAGUUUAAGGCAGUGGGAUACGGGAUUAUUUACUCAAUAUAUUUGAAUUUUAUGGGGUAGCCACAUUUAAAUGUGGUCCAUUCAGUACUUUAGGCUUUCUUAGAUUGGUCUUAGUAAGGUGGCCCACUCGCUGCUUUUCUCAACAGCUUGUAUUGGUUUUUCUCGGGGCGGAAGUUGUUUUGUUGUUGUUUUGAGACAGGGUUAAGAUGUAGCCCAGACUGGCCUCCCACUCACAAUGUAGCUGAGGAUAGCUUUGAACUUCGGAUCUUCCUGUAUCUACCUUCCUGAGUGCUGGGAUCACAGGCGUGUAAGCCAUGCGUGGUUUUACCCCUGAGCUUUGUACAAGCUCCCAGCCCUGAUCCUGUCUUUUUUACAAUUGUCUUUCAUACAACUGUUCUAUCCUAAACUGUCUCUUUAGACUUAUUUCACUUUAUUUUUGCCCCCAAAACAAAGAACUCUUCAUAACUAGUUGGUGAAAUUUUAUUACACUCAUAAACACAGUUGCAAAAAUCCAGGUAAACCCAAGCUUAAUCAUACGAGCGAGAUAACGAGUUUCUACUUUUCUGUUGCUUUGGAUUGGUUGAAAUCCCUGCUGGUCUCCAGCUUCACCAGCCCACACCUGUAGGUGGGGAUGAAGGGACUGAGCAGGGACAGCCAGCUCUCGGCUGAGCAGACAGGGAGAUGGCAGAGCUGUGGUCACCUGUGGCUCAGGUGAGCUCUUUCAGUUCCCUGGGGCCUUACCAGCCAUGACCUGCCUACCCACAGCACUUCCGGCUAGUCUCCCUCAGGCCCACCCAGCUUACCUACAGCAGACUAGUACUUAGCUAAAACUCAGCUGAGCCACGGAGGCAGGGUGGGGGCUUGCGACCCAUCGCAGAUGUCUACACCUGCACCCCUAUAGCCAGAGAGGAGGCUCCCUCCCACCCUGCCGUCCAUACUUUUUUUCAUUUUUAAAAAAUCCAGGCUGGAGAGAUGACUCAGCCACUCCAGUUCCAAGGGAUCCGACGCUCUCUUCUGGCCUCUGGGGGCACAUGUGUACAUAACCACCACUGACAGGAACACAUGCAUAUAAAAUCUUUAUAAAAAAUCCAAUUGUUGAAAAUCCCUUAAAAGAGAAGCUUUCUUAUGUCAAAAGUACCUUUUUUUAUUAUUUUUAUUAUGAUUGCUUUAAUGUAAAAUUUUCUUAACAUAUGUUAAUACAAUCAAUUAAGCCAAGUAUCUUUCUAUGUAGCCAUGGCUGUCCUGGAACUCACUCUGUAGACCAGACUGGCCUGGAACUUAGAGAUCUGCCUGCCUCUGCCUACCAAGUGCUGGGAUUAAAGACGAACACCACCGUACCCAGUGACUUUUUUUUUUUAACUGAGAGUGAAGGUUGCAUUCAGCUGAGUUUUUCCACACCUGACUAGGAGCAGCUCAUAAACUAUCCAGACCAAAUGAUGACUGUAAGAGCGGGAAAGAUUCGAGGGGUGAGGAGGGGAUUUAAGCUCUAAGAAAUCACCCUUGCCAGGAUGCUCUGUCCAGACUCUGCCACAUCUCGACCCCCACCUUGUGUGGUAUCUUUUGAGGUUGAGCCUUGCCAGGAUGCUCUGUCCAGACUGUGCCACAUCUCAACCUCCACUUUGUGUGGUAUCUUUGGAGAUUGAGCCUUGCCAGGAUGCUCCGUCCCCCACCUUGUGUGCUAUCUUUUGAGGUUGAGAACUCUGCUGGACAGAGGCUGUUGGUUCCUUGUGUAGUAUCUUUGGAGGUUGAGACCUCUGCUGGACAGAGGCUGUGUUUUCCAUUGAGAGGAAUGUUUACAGCAAUUCUGCUAAUAACAAAGCUAGUUUGGAGCCAGAAGCAUGCAGAGAAUGCCCUUUCUUCCAUCUCUGUGUCUGUCACACAUCUGCCUCCACUCCUGGUUACCUUACAGGCAAAAGGAAGGGCCCCCGCCGAGUGCAGUAGCAUACCUCAACGGUAGAUCCACUCACGUGCUCCCAGGGCCCAAAGGACAUUUUUCGUUAGUUUCCAAAUUCAGCAAAGCAAACCAUAUGAAACGUUCAUUUUUGUAGAUAAAAAUGGUAAGGUAAGGUGAAUUCCUAAUAAGUUAGUAAAUGAUCGCUUUGAUGUAUUAACAGUGACUUCCAAAGGGCUCUGUCUGCCCUAAAAUCAGAAAGCAAUUUUUGCUUUGGAGAAUCUAAUUCAAAAAACUACAGUUAAUGGAGCACUUUGAUUCCAAGGAGCGUGAAGAAAGCACAUCACGAGCAAGGGCUUGAGAGGGAAUGUUUCCCUGUGAACAAGCUAGCAGCGUAACCUUAGAAAAUGUAUAUGCAAGCACAAGUUGAAAGCGUUCGUUUCUGUAUUAUAUUCUAAACCAACAAAAUGCGUGUUCGGAGAUGAGUCUGUAAGGUUAAUAUUUAUUUUCUCUUUUCUGUAUUAUGUAUAAAAAGAGUAAAUCUCAAAUCCUGCUCGGCUAGCUGGAAAGCUGCCUAUAAGUUGUAGACCAUUAAGUUCUAUACCAUUAAGAUAUAGAAAUAAAUCUUUAACACCUGUGGGGUCUCUGUUAUCUAGCCAGUGUUAACCAAAGUCAUUAUGUUCUUUUUUUUAACUGACAAAAUCUCAGCUACCCAGUUGUUUGGCGCUAUGAAAUUGUUUUCCUUCAUGUUCUGUGGACCCUACCUUCGCUUCCCAUCCUUGACUAGCAAAACCAUGAAAGUUUACAUGAAAGAAGCAGCUAGACAGCUGAGCAAACCAGAUCACUGAAAAACCAAAUCCUGAAGAACUAGCAGAAACCUCAGAAGUACUUUUCCCUCAUCAAAAUAGGUAAAGGGGAAAUUGUAUGCAAGCUGUGUACUAUAGACAGAAAUAGCCCUUUGUAAAGUGAUAGUCAAACUUGCCUGUUGCAUCUAUUUUACCUACUAUAGAAUUAUGAAAUGAAAAGCAAAAUGCUGACAGGGGUGAGGGGUUAGGUGGCACCUAGCCAUGACUGUACCUCAUUUACAAUCACAAAGCUUUGGAGAGCUGUGAAAGGUCCAGAGGUUAAGAACGCCAGCUGCUGUUCCAGAGAAUCCAGGUUCAAUUCCCAGCACCCAGGAGGCAGCUUGCAACCAUUUGUAACUCUAGUUCCAAGGAAUCUGCCCUCUUCUGAGGGCAUCAGGCAUGCAUGUGGUGCACAACAGAUAUGAAUGCAGACAAAACACCCGUAGAGAGAAAAAUUAUAUUGCAUCAAAUUAAAUAAAGGGGAUUUAUUAUUAAAAACAAUACCAAAACAGCUUUCUGGGAAGUCAGGGAAUGGUACGGAGCGCCUCAUUCUGGGCCUGUUUUGGUGGCAUAGAUAUGCUGAGAUGCCAGGUUUGCCUCACAGAGACAAGGGAAACUAAGUCUGCAUAAAAGCUGCUGCUAAGAGGAUUGUUUUCUUUACAAUAAGUCCUAUUAAUUACGGAGUGUAGAAAACUGGUCCUGAAACAAUGUUUCAGACACAGUGCUUGCCUAAGGACCAUGUACAACUAAAACAGCAACACUGUCAUGUUCUGGAAUUAUUAAGACCUGAAUACACAAAGGCAAAACGAGUCAAGUGAAAACUCAUUUCCUUUCAGUUCCGAGUAUAAACACCAUGGAGUUAAUAGGCACCAUAUUUUCCUGCAAAGUCACAUUUCCAUAAUAUCAAGCCAUUGCCUUGUGCCAUUGGGGAUAGGAAUGGUGGACCAGGUAAUACAGGCGUCUUCAAUUCACUGUAGGACCAGAAGCAGUAUGUUUCUAAGAAAACAUUUGACAUACGCAUUCCUUUAUGUUGUUCUAAGCAGAUGUUUGUCUAAUAAACUGGCUAGGUAUUUUUUUACAAUUGUUUUUACAAUUUCCAAACUAAUGUACUGUAUGUUUGUAUAAUUUAUUUGUGAUGACCUGCAUGGAGAAAUUAUCAAGACAAAAUAGGGGCUCGUAUCAUCCUAACUGGUGUUGGUUUUCCCUUAAACACUGACAGUGUGACUUGAACACCACCUGGACAAAGCCUUCUGAGUUCCCACAUCUCAGCACAGAAUACAGCUCAAUUCCACUGACUUGAUUCCAAAGCAAUCUUCCCAUUGUUAGAAGGCAAAGCACAGGGGACAAAGAGGGGCCCUUCUGAAACCCAACGUUACUUUUUGAAUGAUCUAUCCUGAGAUGUUUGAGGAUGUUAAUACUAUAGAUGGAAACUUCUGCUCCAAAUAAAGUUACAAUUCAAGAAA
This is a messenger RNA of Mastomys coucha (southern multimammate mouse), 7519 nucleotides long. It is a transcript of the gene Cilk1, whose product is annotated as ciliogenesis associated kinase 1. The record is from RefSeq and is a predicted model, not a curated record. The transcript has 14 exons. NCBI's taxonomy places the organism in Eukaryota, Metazoa, Chordata, Mammalia, Rodentia, Muridae. Gene Ontology annotation, biological process: protein phosphorylation; intracellular signal transduction; cilium assembly. The coding region runs from base 1055 to 2944 and encodes 629 amino acids. Gene Ontology annotation, cellular component: nucleus; cilium; cytoplasm. Gene Ontology annotation, molecular function: protein serine/threonine kinase activity; ATP binding.